UGACACGGCCUCGUCUUCAUGAAACUACUAAAAAUGGCGACCGCAGAAUGCGCGACUUCAGCCCCUUCUACUACAGAAUGCUCUUCAGAGGAAAAGAGAAAGCAGUUUGGUAAUAGGUUUCUCACAGAUCCAUCACAAGUUUAUAAACAUAAUGCAUGGGACAAUGUCGAAUGGGACAAAGAUCAAGAAGAUGCAGCACUUGUAAAAAUUUCUGAGAAUUCAAAGGAGUUAGUACCAAAGGAAGAGAGAGAAAAACUUGAAGUAGAGGCACACUCAUUUUGGGAUAAAUUUUAUCUACAGCACCAAGAAAGGUUUUUUAAAGACAGACAUUGGCUUUUUACAGAGUUUGAAGAAUUAGCUCCAAAGUCUAAUAAUGGUCAUGGCUCUCCUGGCUUGGUACAAAUCAAUGGAAGGGAAGCUAAUGAACUUAAUUUUCCUGGUCAAAAUGCUCACACUAGAUUUUUUGAGGUUGGUUGUGGAGUCGGCAAUACGGUGUUCCCCGUGCUACAGGCGAACAGUGAUGGCGGCAUAUUUGUUUAUUGCUGUGACUUUGCACAAUCGGCAGUUGAUCUUGUAAAGCAACAUCCAGAUUACGACAAUAAAAGAUGCCACGCAUUUCUCUGUGAUGUUGCUGCUGAGAAUCCACAGUUUCCAUUUCCCAAGGAAAGUUUAGAUGUGAUCGUUCUAAUCUUCGUUUUAUCAGCAAUAGCCCCUAAUAAAAUGCAGCGAGUCAUCAAUAACUUGAGCGAGCUCUUAAAACCUGGAGGUAAAAUCUUAUUUCGCGAUUAUGGAAGAUUUGAUAUGGCCCAACUAAGAUUCAAAAAAGGACGGUGUCUUGAGGAAAACUUUUACGUUCGUGGCGACGGUACACGAGUGUAUUUUUUUACCCAAGACGAGCUUUCGUCGAUGUUCAAAACAGCUGGUCUCAUUGAAGAGCAAAAUCAUGUUGACAGAAGGCUGCAAGUAAACAGAGGAAAACAACUUAAAAUGUAUCGUAUUUGGAUUCAAUGUAAAUAUAGAAAAGCAAAUCCAUAAUAUUUUAUCGCGGUUA
Rhopilema esculentum is the source of this 1051-nucleotide messenger RNA. RefSeq names its product tRNA N(3)-cytidine methyltransferase METTL2. The record is from RefSeq and is a predicted model, not a curated record. Gene Ontology annotation, molecular function: tRNA (cytidine-N3)-methyltransferase activity. NCBI's taxonomy places the organism in Eukaryota, Metazoa, Cnidaria, Scyphozoa, Rhizostomeae, Rhizostomatidae.